Messenger RNA from Pseudomyrmex gracilis, 2469 nucleotides. RefSeq lists its product as uncharacterized. Gene Ontology annotation, cellular component: extracellular region. NCBI's taxonomy places the organism in Eukaryota, Metazoa, Arthropoda, Insecta, Hymenoptera, Formicidae. The record is from RefSeq and is a predicted model, not a curated record. Gene Ontology annotation, molecular function: chitin binding. The transcript is spliced from 4 exons.
CGACAACGCGUAGUAGUCUUUCUGCGGAGAUCGAACCGAAAAGAACGCGAUUUGAUUCGGCAAAGUGAAAUGGCCUUACUGCUUGUUCGUCUGCUGGUCGGUUGCGGGAUCUUUGUUAUAACAACAUCGCUUAAUCAGAACCAUAGAUUCUCGAAUCAACUGUUCGACAAUCAGCUGAAUCGCGAUCAGAGACAGUUCUCGCAGAAAAGCGCGGCGUCCGCAUCGUGUCCGGAGCGAAACGGCCGUUAUCCCGUGCAGAAUCAGUGCGACGCCUACAUCGAAUGCAUCGACGGAAUCGCCGAACAGAAGCUGUGUCCCGAAGGCCUCGUUUACAAUCCCGAGGCUCGUUUCAAUUAUCCCUGUGGAUAUCCGAUCGACGUGGAUUGCACAGGCAGAUCGAACUUGCGUGAGUUAUAUACUGUCAAAAAUUUACUUUAAAUGUUGUUAAAUCUCAAUAAUUUCAACGAAGAGCCGGCACUCCCGACCGAUGAUUGUCCCCAUCAGUACGGUUAUUUCAAGAUCGGCGAUCAUCAGCAUUGCGGCCAGUUCAUGAAUUGCGUCGACGGUCGCGGCUACGUGUUCGAUUGUCCGGAGGGUCUGGCCUUUAAUCCGCAAACAUAUCGCUGCGACUGGCCGGAUCAAGUGUCGGAUUGCGACGCCGAGACUUUUCUCGGCUUUCGCUGUCCGGAAGUGAAAGACAGCUUCUUUCAGGAGGGCGAGAUCAGGCUCUAUCGCAGCAACGUUGACUGCCAUCACUAUUACAUCUGCGUGAACGGCCGUCCACGACUGCAGAACUGCGGCGAGGGAAAUGCCUUCAACGAGCUCAUCGACGCGUGCGACGCCGCGGAAAAUGUCACCGGCUGCGAACACGAAGCAAUAGCAAGAACCACUCCGUCGUCUCUGCAGACGAGGCUGUUUUAAAUAUUAGUGGUACAAUUGGAAGAGACGGUCGAUUGUUAACGCAAUAAUUUCGAAUGUUGUGUGAUAAAAAUUGCAGCGAUAAUAAAGUGAAAUUAUUUAACUACACACGCACACACAUGUGUGUGAUUUUAAAGAUACGAUUAAAAAUACAUACGGACGCAAGUAGAAACAUUUGGUUAUGAUAGAAACAUGUAUAUAAACUAUAUGCGCUGAUGCCAUAAAUUAAAUAAUGUGUGUAUAUAUAUAUAUAUAUAUAUAUAUAUAUAUAUUAAUAGAUAAGUCUAUACUUUUUAGGAAUUAUAGAAAAUUUCCCGAAGAUGAUUUUCAGUUUACUUCAUCAUGGCGUUCAAGAGCAGCCUGAUACUGUCUACCGUAUUUAUUAAUUCAAUAUAUUAAACUCAAUAUAUAUUGAGGUUUUCUCUCGUGCGUGACAAAAAACCAGUUUUUACCGAAUCUAUAAUAGAUCUCACGGUAAAAAAAAGGAAAAAGUUGGAUGGGGGAUUGGAGAGAAAAACACAGGAAAAACGUGUAUCGCAUACGUGCAAUUAAAAUAUACUAUUAUUAUUAUUUAACGCGCAGUACAGUUGCUUAAAAAAUAUAAUAGCUAAUGUAAUCCCGGAUGUACGUCGUUGAAAAUGCCGCUAUUCACACGCAAUACACACAAACGCACAUACACGCACACGCACACGCACAUAUGAAAAAUGAUAAUAGAAUUACAUAUACGUGUUCGGCGGCAACGUAAAUAAAAAAUUCCAUCUAAAUCACGGUGUGGUCGAUGGAAUGGCCCGGAGUGAGUUCGUAUAUAAAUAUACAUGUAUAUAUACACACACACGUGUAUCUAUACGUUUGACUUGAAUGCACGCUCGUUUUUCGCUUGUAAUUAACAAGGGACGCUAAUUAGCGGUGUUUUAGGAAAUUGGGGAGCGUUUACAAGAAGCAAACACGCGUACACAAUCUUCUUUGAACGUUACACUCCACACACACACACACACACACACACACAUCCGAACAGCAUACGAUUGAUGCGAGUAGUACUGACUUCUUUUUGUCCAAAAAUCGAUUUACGCAAUUGUUCAUCGCUUCCUGUUGCAACGCAUCCGUAAAUCUUGUGUACAAGACGGUUUUAUCGAGCUACACAUCGUUCGUAACUAGAAAAAACGUUUGAGCAACGACGUUUGCACUUCCGGUAAACCGUGAAAAAUUAUACUUGCGACAAGCGCAAACGAAAGGACAUGAUCGUUUAUUUUCGCGGAUUCGCACACUUUUAGAGAGAGUAUGUACACACACAAUAUUAUCAAAAAUAUUUUAAUACACAUGUACAAAAGAGAAAGAUAAUGCUUUACGAAGUAUAUUAUUAAAAUUACUCUUACGUAAAACAAAAAAAACUUCAAUUUUUCAAGUGUUCUCACUGAUGCGAUUGCUACAUAUCCGAUUUAUUCUCACGUAAUGUCGUGAUACAAGUUGAUAGUUCGGGGAAAUCGUGUAAUUGUAUGUAUAUAUAUAUAUAUAUAAUAUAUUUUGUAUCAAAAAUAUAUUCGACUUGAUUUC